Messenger RNA from Spirometra erinaceieuropaei, 2263 nucleotides. The record is from the annotation of a GenBank genome assembly. Lineage: Eukaryota; Metazoa; Platyhelminthes; Cestoda; Diphyllobothriidea; Diphyllobothriidae.
GUGGUGGUGGUGGUGCCGAGGACAGUAGUGCCUUCCUCGAUGAGUUCUACUCCUUUGGUGCCCUCAAACGUCUCUGCCACAGACACACAAAGAAACUGGCGCAUGAGAUCAACCGCUUGAAGGUGAGUAUCUCAGACAUGCGCGCUCUUACCACACUGUCCUUCAUUUUGUCAACUGCUGUCGUACUUUGUCUCGUUUCGGAGAAACCACUAGGGUACGUGUAUUUUAAGCGGCUUGAUUCGGUCGACCGCACGUCGUAAGGUCACCUCAUCACAGAAAAUCGCUUUUACUUGCCAGUCAGUCAGCGGCGGACUACCGAACAAUGUUGGCACGGCAGACUUCAUGACCUUCGACGCCGUUACCAGAUAAGAACCGGGCUUCACUGAGAUGACGUCUCGGACGAUUUCACUUUCAGGCCGGCGCAGCACGUCACCUAAUCACUUCAGUCGUCAAGUGAGGGUGCGGCAGGCCGUUCUUCUUGCCGACCGAAUGUACAAUUGUUUAUUCGAAACAUUGUAGGAGGAAUUAAUUCCGAGAAUGGAGGGCAAGCCACAUCCACCGAAAACCCCCGGCGGCUCGUAUCUUCUGCGCGUACAGGCCAUUUCUCACAGCCGUACAGGAGUUUAAUCUUAACGGGGACCUGGCACGUUUUCUCUUUAGAUUGAUCCCGUGCAUCGACGAAGUUAGGCGAAGGCCACUUGCGCUUGAUUAAUCCCGCAAUCGAGUUCUUCAUUAACUUAUCAGCGUGGCUGAAGGUAAUUUAAACCCAAAAGUACAAACUGUCCAUCGGUCUAAGAGAGCCAGUGUCUGCCGUAACCAAGCAGGUUGUUCGAUCAUUGUUUUGAAGGGCUUCACCUCCAAGCCCACUUCCUCUGCUUUCAAACCUAUAUGGGACACGUGAGAUAGUCAACGCCGCAACGUCCUCGGCGUAGUUACUAUUUGUAACGUGCGCGCCAGGACCUACGGCAACGCCGGGGUGAUUUGCUAACGUGUGCUUAGGAAUUCCGUCUAUGAAGUAGUUGGGCAGAAGUAGUGAGAGAACAGAGCGCUGACGGUCGCCGACGACGGCAUCGAAUAAGCCACACCUCACCUCACUCGCAUCACUUGAUGGUAGGCUUGAAUCGUUCGGAACUCUUUCGUGACGUGAGCGGCCACUAAAAGGCACUAGAGCAAGCUGAUAGUAGUAGUAGUAGUAGCAGCAGCAGCAGCAGCAGCAGUAGUAGUAGUAGUAGCGUUGGAGAAAACGAUGAGUGUUACUUAACGCUGUCCGUCCAGACCGAAAGCCGUUAGAUGAAGCACGUUCGAUAUCUCGGGCAGCUUAACUUCAGAUUUCGUUGCGGUUGUGUUGUCAUACCUCCUGAUUAAACUCGAGUCGUCUGGCGGGGUCUCGUAGCUCAAGUGGUUAGAGCGUUGGCUGAACUAAAGCCUUCCUCUUACUGCGUGGGUUCGAAUCCCACCGAGGCGCCGAGUUUUGCACAGUUGGGUCAAUAUGAAUGCCUCCUGGUGUCAUGGCACAGCUUCCUGAAGUUGGGGUAGUUAUAAAGCCAAGUAUUCUGUAGCAUCGUCCGGUCGAAUCCUUUCGCCAGAACCCCAGUACUUCGGGUGCCACACUCUAUGACCUAUCUUAUCUGGGGAGAAGCAUUCUGGAGAGUAUGCUCCUUUUCAAGUUGGCCGCCUUUUACUGAGAGGCCAUGGAAUGCGUCUGUUUGUCGGUGUGUCAAAGGAAUGGGAAGCAGCAAAACGUACCUGACAGGAUCCCUGAGAUGCAUAAGGCCUUUCUUUUCAGAUCAUAUCUUUCUGACAAUACGUGUGUAGUAUAAACCGCAACUCAGCCCUCAAUGACAAAGGGCAACCUUGGCAUUGUAAAAUGCUACUGAUUGACUGUUAAGUCUAACUGUUUAUUCGCCGCCUUUUUGGUCAAAGCACGCCUUAGACGUACAUUGUUUCCUGUCCAUUUCUCACCUCCCAUCUCUCCCCCCCCCCCCUCUCUUUUAACAGGAGCUUGAAGAGGCGAAAAAGGCUGAACUGAAUAGAGAAUUCAUCAACUUCAUCAAUGCGAAAAAGAAGGCAGUAGGCAGACUGCAAGAACAGCACGAAAGAGAUCUGGAACUGGCCAUGAAGAAGGCUGCCGAGGAUGAAGCAAAGUACUUGCGUCAGCUGGAGGCCGAUGUAAAGGCGCAACUGAAGAUGCGGCGAAAGUCCUACAAUCGGCCGAAGAGUAUGGCCGGCUUUCCGGGCUCGGGGUCCCCCUUCAACGACCCUC